Molecule: messenger RNA, 192 nt
Organism: Acaulospora morrowiae
Lineage: Eukaryota; Fungi; Glomeromycota; Glomeromycetes; Diversisporales; Acaulosporaceae
Source: the annotation of a GenBank genome assembly
GCCAUACCAUCAUUGGUUACCAAAAAUCAAGAUUUGUGGCUGACAUUUGGCGUGAUGGGAGCGUAUAUGCAGCCUCAAGGUCAUGUACAAGUUCUCCUUAAUUUGAUUCACCAUCAGUUUAAUCCGCAAGUUGCCCUCGAUGCUCCAAGAAUCAUGAUCGAACCGUUUAAUAAAUCUUUAUCUGUUAGUGAG